Molecule: messenger RNA, 825 nt
Organism: Medioppia subpectinata
Lineage: Eukaryota; Metazoa; Arthropoda; Arachnida; Sarcoptiformes; Oppiidae
Source: the annotation of a GenBank genome assembly
UUAUAUCAUUUUAAACAUAAAAGUUGUGGAAUUUGUGGCACUGAUGUCACUCUAUGGAAGAAGGGAUUUGUGGCUGAUUUUGUGGUCAAAAAGCCGUUUGUUUUAGGACACGAGCCGUCAGCUGUAGUGAUAGGAGUGGGAAGUGAAGUGACAAAUCUGAAAGUGGGCGACAGAGUGGCUGUGGAACCGGCGCUUCCAUGUCUUAAGUGUCAAUUUUGUCGCAGCGGUCGAUACAAUCUGUGUCCCGCCUCUAACCUACACUCCCAUGGAUUACCGCCCGCUGAUGGAUGUCUUCGACGAUACUAUACUCACAGAUCAGACUUUUGCUAUAAACUGCCAGAGAACGUGUCGUGCGAAGAGGGAGCUCUUGUAGAAGCGCUGGCAGUUGUGGUUCACGCGUGUCGUCGAGUGGGUGUAGGGAUCGGUCAAAAUGUGUUGGUGUGCGGCGCCGGACCCGUCGGUAUAAUGUGUUUUCUGGUGGCAAAAGCAUUCGGCGCUUCAAAGGUCUUCUUAACUGACAUCAAUGAAAGUCGUCUAAAAAUGGCCAAACAGUUGGGCGCCGACGGAGUCUUUGUAAUCAAUCCCAAGACGUUUAAUGACAAAGAAAUGGCGAAAACCAUUCGCAGUGCGAUCGGUGCCAACUCUUUGGGAGUCGACAUUGCCAUAGAGUGCACAGGUGUCGAGUCUUCAGUUUGUUUGGCAAUACAUGUGACCAAAAGUGGCGGAAAGGUUGGUAUUGUGGGUUUGGGCGCCGAUUGCAAAAUACCAUUGAGUAGCGCAGCCAUGAGAGAAGUGGAUCUGAUUGGUGUUUGUCGUAUCAAAGAC